UGUUAAUGAUUGCAGAAUAUGUAAAAAAUAUGAGAACUAAGGGAAAUGAUCAGAAAAUUCGCAAAACCAGAAACCAGAAAAUCCGCGUAAAGCAGAACUUCAGGAAAUGGUGGGAUGCUACAAUCAGCACUGCUCCAGCAAUGAUAGUUUAAGAAAUGCUGAAACUUAUUCGGAGAAAAAGCUUCAGAAAAUCUAAGACAGCUUCUAAGGACAACUAUAACGAUCUCAACAAUUACUCUGUUUCACAGGAUCCAUUUCGGAGCUUAGAUCGACGCCAUCCUACUGCUAGAUACAGUUCCCUGAGCAGCUGUGAGGAAGGCCCGCCCAGAAUAAUCCAGUAUGCCCGCCCACCAGAAAACCUAACCAGCCCAGUCAGAGAAAGUAGUGGAUAUCUAGGGGAUAGUUUGACCGUCAGCCCAGCUGUUAGUCCUGUACCUGUCCUCAGUCCUGAUGUGGACCCGGUCCAUCAACUUUUCCUAGAAUCAGUCCUUAGAGGGACUCAGUCCUCUACUCAGGUGUCAAGAGAGCCCCGUGGGCUCGAGAAAACCCAAUCUGUCGGUCAACAAACCAGGGAUGCUGGAAAAAAGAAGUCAGGAGGUGUCCUAAAUACUCUCAGACAAAGUUUCCGACGCAAAAAACGAAAUAGUUCCGUUGUGGAUGCGUCAAAUACCAAUUCUCAUUGGCGGGACUCUUCUGCGUCAGUUUCCUCGGUUCGAACCUCGCGUACUCUCACGCAGUCCCGAGGAAGUAUCAGCAGGAACAGUUUAAGUCCCUCGCGCGCGAGCAUAGCGAGCAGAUCAAGCCUGGACAAGGAACCAGGUUCAACCAGGAAGAUAGUGAGAAAAGGAUCCCAGAGAGAGAAUAAAAUCAGUGAGAACGGAAUAAAGGUUGAGAUUGGUAAAACCAAUGAUAGUUGUUCCAUGAAGUAUAUUGAUGCCCAGUCUCAGGGCAGUAGUAGUCCAACAUCUAACGGAAAUCAGAAAGACUACUCAGAGAUGUCAGCUUUGAAAGCCGUAGCAUCCCCGGGUCCCACCCCGGCCCCCUUUACCCCUGUAUCCUCUACACCUUACUCGUCAAGCAAAACUACUCAUUACACUCCUUCAUCUAACUCUACAUACUCCCCUGUAGUAAGAUCGUCUUCAAUAAAACCAUCCCCUGUGUCUCCUCGCCUAGAACCAACGACCCCCCGCACCGCCGGUCAGCGGUUCCUACCGGAAACGCCGAAAACUACUCCUACCGCCGUUCCUCCGGCGUACGCUAAUGUACACUCGCAGCUUAAUUCUGGAAAUGCCCGUCAGAUCGCUCCCCAGAUUGCCAAGCUUUUGGAAGAGCCUAAGUCUGAAAAAGGUCGGGACCCGCCGGCGGUUCCUAAACCCGCCGCGAGAAUGUCGUUACGUUCAAAGAGUGGAGAUGCCAACUCCCGAGUGUCUACCCGGCGGUCAGCCGAGGAACCCCAUAUUGGAAAAUAUCGACUCCUUAAAACCAUUGGGAAGGGAAACUUCGCCAAGGUCAAGCUUGCGAAGCAUAUCCCUACGGGUAAGGAGGUGGCGAUCAAGAUCAUUGAUAAGACCCAGCUGAACCCCGGCAGUUUACAGAAGCUGUUCAGGGAGGUCAGGAUUAUGAAGACCCUCGACCAUCCAAAUAUUGUUAAACUCUUCCAGGUUAUAGAGACGGAGAAGACCCUGUACCUCGUGAUGGAGUACGCCAGUGGCGGGGAGGUGUUCGACUACCUCGUCCUACACGGCAGGAUGAAGGAGAAGGAGGCCAGAGCCAAGUUCAGACAAAUAGUUUCCGCUGUCCAGUAUUGUCAUCAGAAGAAAAUAAUUCACAGGGAUCUGAAGGCUGAGAACUUGUUACUGGAUUCAGAAAUGAACAUCAAGAUUGCAGAUUUCGGGUUCAGCAAUGAGUUUGUUCCAGGGAAUAAGUUAGAUACUUUCUGUGGGAGUCCACCGUACGCUGCUCCAGAACUAUUCCAGGGUAAGACAGGGGUUGUACUGUACUGAAACUGUACUGUACUGAAACUGUACUGUACUGAUAAUUAAUUAUUAUUAUUCAGGGAACGAGUACUGCGAGGAAAAUAUAGAAUACCCUUCUAUAUGAGUACAGACUGUGAAAACUUGUUAAAGAAAUUUCUUGUUUUAAAUCCAACUCGCAGAGCGUCGCUAGAGGCGAUCAUGAAGGAUAAAUGGAUGAACAUGGGUUUCGAGGAGGAGGACCUUAAACCGUAUAUAGAACCUGUACAGGACUGGGCAGACAUGAAAAGAAUAGAAAUAUUAACGACCAUGGGGUUCACAAACAGUCAAGUAGAUGAAGCAUUAAAACAGCAGAAGUUUGAUGAUUGCUAUGCAUCGUAUCUUCUUCUAGGCAGAAGAAAUACAGACUUUUUGUUCCAACUUGACUCUGAGGGGAGUAGAUCAGGUUCCAGCUUGUCUCUCCGAGCCACAGCUCCGGGAGGUUCUGGUGGCCAGAGCUCCGCCCCCAGCCCCGCCCACGCCUCCUCCCACCGUGGGGUGCAGCGGAGUAUCAGUGCGACGAGCAACAAACCCCGGCGUGGGUCCACCGGUGCGGAAACUAAUGCUUGUGAGUUAACCGGCGCGCCUGCAGCCACGGCUAGCGAGAAAGGUCAAGGUCAAGGUCCCCCCACUGCAGUUCCUAGAACUAAUGCUACUUCUGCUAACUCAAACUUUAAACGUCAAAACACCGUGGAUUCCGCUACAAUAAAGGAGAAUACUGCUCGAUUAGCUGGUCAAAGUUCUCUGACCCCGAUCCGACCAAGUACAGCAGGAUCUACUAAACCGGAAACAACCAGAACCACUUCAACUACCUCGCCUAAAGCUCGUGGUAUAACGAAAUCCAACACCAUGUCAAACGCCACAGGUCGAGCGGCGAUUGGUGGCUCGGCAGUCAAUCGCCGGUCCGCUAUCGGCUGCGAGCAGAAGUCUUCUUCAACCGAUAAAACCAACGCUAUGGGAUCUGGCAACCUUAAUACAAGUGGUGCUGGUGCUCCCGCCAACCCUAACAAUGGGGAGACAGGGGCGAGCAGUUCACCCCCCGGACCUGAAUCAGAUUCUGACACUGCCGCCCCUGAGGCAACUCCUCGCCCCCGUCAGGGUCACGUGAAGAGUGCAUCCAUUUGCGCGGGGGGUGGGCCUAAUUCCCCCGCCCCCCAUCCCGCCUCAGCAGGGGCUGCAGAUUCUGACCGAACCAGUUUGAAAAUGCCGCUUUCUCCGGGGGCGUCUAGUAGAGGGGGAACUACUGCAUCCUUUCAGCGGCAAGUACCGGCAAGAUCCACAUUUCACAGUGGACAGACAAGACGACCAGCGCCAGCUAGUCAGUAUGGGGUUCCUAUAUCCUCACAGGAUACGAAUGCUCUAAACUCUGCGGCUCGAACCUCCUUCUUCUCGAAGCUAAGCUCCAAGUUCUCAAAACGCUAUGACGGAACAGAAACGGGCUACGAGGGAGGGUCCCUGAGUAUUCCUGGACCAGGAACACCUAGUAGCAAGAGUACAGUUGGGAGUGUAGGGGAGGGGGGUGAAAUAAAACCUCGCUCACUCAGGUUUACUUGGAGUAUGAAGACGACUUCUUCUAGGGAUCCUAACGAAAUAAUGGCCGAAAUUAAGAAGGUGUUGGACGCCAAUAAUUGUGAUUACGAGCAACGCGAGCGGUUCCUGUUACUCUGUGUUCAUGGGGAUCCUAACACAGACAGCCUGGUUCAGUGGGAAAUAGAGGUUUGUAAACUCCCACGGCUCUCUCUUAACGGUGUCCGAUUUAAGCGUAUCUCAGGCACUUCCAUUGGGUUUAAGAAUAUAGCGUCAAAGAUAGCCAACGAGUUGAAACUCUAAAGCUGAGGUCAGAAAAGCACGUGAAAUAAACCUGUGAAAAGUGAUCCGAUUGAUUAAAUCAAUAUAAUGUUGUACACUUUUCUAACUGUACAGUGUACACGCCUAGAUGAAUGCCUAGACCCUUGACCAUGUAUUUAUUGUGUACAAUUGUUCAACUACAAAGCUAUUACUGUACAAUUGUACAACUACUACGCUACUUCUGUACAACUGUACAACACAAACGCUAGUGAGAAAGAAAUGAGUUAUGUACAGAGAAUGCUGUUUAAUAUGAAUUGACUAAAUGCUAAUUUAUCCAUUGUGAACCGUGAAUACUAGAUUAUAGAUAUGUGUAAUUGUUAUAUUAGAGUUUUCUUGAAACAAUUUAAGAUUCUUACACUGCGUUUACAGAAAAAUAUUCAGAAACAUGUAUUUCAAUCGUUAUUUAUUAAACAUUCAAGAUAGUUAAUAACUGAUAACAAAUCAUUUUUUAUAGCGUAAGUAAGUAAAAACACACAUCUACUUUUAUCAAAGCUUGUUAAGAAAAAUUUUAUUUUAUUUCAAAUUUCAAAUCUUGAAGUUUUGACGAAUUGUUUAAGUUGUAGAAAUUAUAAACUUAUAAAUAUAACCUUCGGAGCUAA
Molecule: messenger RNA, 4459 nt
Organism: Eurytemora carolleeae
Lineage: Eukaryota; Metazoa; Arthropoda; Copepoda; Calanoida; Temoridae
Gene: par-1
Product: serine/threonine-protein kinase MARK2-like
Exons: 31
Biological process (GO): intracellular signal transduction; protein phosphorylation; microtubule cytoskeleton organization
Cellular component (GO): cytoplasm
Molecular function (GO): tau-protein kinase activity; protein serine/threonine kinase activity; ATP binding
Source: RefSeq, a predicted model, not a curated record